CAAGGGCCAAGGUGAUGACGCAGUAUCAUUUUUCAUUCCUCACAACUGUAAGUACCCUAUUGUUGAUUCUACUUCGAUGCUCUCAACCCUAUCUAUCUUCUAAAGGGGAUCAAUCGCAGUCCGACAAUGGCCUCCGCAGCCGUAUCCAGAAUUAUCUUAAUCGGACAUCUGCAACACCAAAUGCACCUAUCACACUCGCCAAUGCUGCCACCCUGCUUCAGGACCUCGCGGCAGCCCAAAUCUCUUCUCACACUCUACCCGACUCGUCAACUAGCCAAGCGAAGGUGAAGACUAGGAAAGUCGGUACCAGACCGCGCCAUAGUAAUGCUUCGCUUGUGUAUGCUCCGACCUGAAUGUCGCAAUGCAGAAUACCUUCCAGUGACAUUGCUGGAAGGACAGAAUAUCUAGUAUUGUGGUUGUUAAUUCAUAAUAUGCCAUCUAAACCUUAGGAUCACAUACUUUAUGCCGCGAAUAAAGAAGUCGCGACGCCGGGC
This is a messenger RNA of Cantharellus anzutake, 494 nucleotides long. RefSeq lists its product as uncharacterized. The record is from RefSeq and is a predicted model, not a curated record. The coding region runs from base 15 to 353 and encodes 112 amino acids. NCBI's taxonomy places the organism in Eukaryota, Fungi, Basidiomycota, Agaricomycetes, Cantharellales, Hydnaceae. The transcript has a single exon.